Messenger RNA from Pterocles gutturalis (yellow-throated sandgrouse), 1091 nucleotides. RefSeq names its product ornithine decarboxylase 2-like. Gene Ontology annotation, molecular function: catalytic activity. The record is from RefSeq and is a predicted model, not a curated record. Gene Ontology annotation, cellular component: cytoplasm. Lineage: Eukaryota; Metazoa; Chordata; Aves; Pterocliformes; Pteroclidae.
AUGAAUGGGUACUUGAACGAAUCCAACUUCAUGAUGGUGGAGGAGGGCUUCACCGCCAGAGACCUCCUGGAGAACCUUCUCGCGGAGCUGUGCCAGGCAAGCGACCAGCAAGCCUUCUUCGUGGCAGACCUUGGGGACAUUGUAAAGAAACACCUGCGCUUCCUGAAGGCCUUGCCCCGUGUGAAACCCUACUUCCCGGUGAAGUGCAACGGCAGCGAAGGAGUGAUCCGGCUGCUGGCUGAGCUGGGGGCCGGCUUUGCCUGUACCAGCAAGGCAGAGAUUGCACGGGUUCAAAGCAUCGGAGUCCCGGCUGACAAGAUCUUCUACAGCAGCCCCUGCAAGCAGGUUGCCCACAUCAGAUACGCAGCCGACCACGGCGUGCAGCUGAUGACCUUCGACAAUGAGGUGGAGCUGAGCAAGGUGGCCAGGAGCCACCCUCGUGCCAGGAUGUUGUUGGGAAUUGCUGCUGACUCCAGCCCUUCUGCCCAUCCCAGCAUGACAUUUGGGACUGUGCUCAAGUCCUGCCGGCACCUGCUCGAGACAGCGAAGGAGCAGGCUGUGGAGGUUGUUGGCAUCAGCUUCCACCUCGGGAGCGGCGGGCUGGAGCCCCAGGCCCUCGCUCAGGCUGUGGCUGCGGCGCAGCUGGCCUUUGAGAUCGGCACCGAGCUGGGCCACCGGAUGCACCUCCUGGACAUCGGAGGGGGAUUCCCCGGCACCAAGGACGCCAGAGCCCGGUUCCAAGAGGAAGAGUCUGGCAGCAAGAAGAGCCUCGUGUAUCACCUCAGCGAUGGCAUCUACGGCACCUUCUCCUUUGACAGCCCCUGCCCCAGACCUCGGCUGCACAAGAGACCCUGCCCGGCCCACCCCUGGCGCAGCAGCAGCCUCCGGGGCCCCCCGGGACACACAGAGGACCCCAUUGCCGACAGCCUGGAGCUGCCCGAGCUGCAGGUCGGGGACUGGCUGAUCUUUGAGGACAUGGGUGCCUACACCAUCGCAGCCUCGUCCUCGCUCGGGGGGUGUCCCCAGCCACACGUCACCUACGCCAUGUCCCGCCUGGCCUGGAAAGCUGUCCAGCUCUUCCAGGAAAAGCC